Messenger RNA from Hirundo rustica (Barn swallow), 2552 nucleotides. RefSeq names its product ectonucleoside triphosphate diphosphohydrolase 8-like. Gene Ontology annotation, cellular component: plasma membrane. NCBI's taxonomy places the organism in Eukaryota, Metazoa, Chordata, Aves, Passeriformes, Hirundinidae. The transcript has 10 exons. Gene Ontology annotation, biological process: nucleoside diphosphate catabolic process. Bases 150 to 1655 code for a protein of 501 amino acids. The record is from RefSeq and is a predicted model, not a curated record. Gene Ontology annotation, molecular function: GDP phosphatase activity; UDP phosphatase activity.
GUCCGAGAGCUGCUCGGCUUCGCUUUCGCUUCGCUCUGUCGGCCGGGGCGGCCUGGGCCCGGAGCCGGCGGGGAACGUGCUGUGCCCCGAUCGCUGCCCCACGGAGGGACGGAGAGGGCUCCGGGCACAGCCCUCUCCAAAGCCCAUCUAUGUCGCCGCGCCUGCUCCGGGCGCUGGGCUGGGGCUCGCCGGCCGUGCUGGGACUGCUGACGGUGGCCGUCUUCGUCCUGGUCCUGAUCCCGGCAAAGGAUGCUGUCCUUCCUACCAGGAUCAAAUACGGUCUGGUGUUUGAUGCUGGCUCCACACACACGUCCCUCUACAUCUACCGGUGGCGGGCGGACAAGGAGAACGGCACGGGCAUUGUCUCGCAGGUGGAGGCCUGCUCGGUGUCCGGACCUGGCAUCUCCAGCUACGCAGACAACCCCGCGGGGGCUGGCGCCAGCCUGAAGCCUUGCCUGGAUAAGGCCAUGAAGAUCGUCCCGGCCGAGCAGCAGCGGGACACCCCCACGUACCUGGGGGCCACGGCCGGCAUGCGGCUGCUGAGGGAGGAGAACAGCAGCAAGGCCGAGCAGGUCUUGGCCGAGGUGUCCAAGGCCAUUGGGGAGUACCCUGUGGAUUUCCGCGGAGCUCGCAUCCUGACGGGCAGCGAGGAGGGCUCCUUUGGCUGGAUCACUGUCAACUACCUGCUGGAGACACUGGUCAAGUUCUCAUUUGCAGAGAGAUGGGAACAUCCGCAGGACACCGAGGUUCUGGGAGCUCUGGACCUUGGCGGUGCCUCGACGCAGAUCACCUUCCAGCCCGGGGUCCCUGUGCAGGACAGGAACACGUCCGUGUUCUUCCGGCUGUACGGUGCCAACUACUCCCUGUACAGCCACAGCUACCUGUGCUACGGGCAGAGCCAGGCCCUGAAGAUGCUGCUGGCAGCUCUGCACCAGGCCGGCUCCAGCACCCGGAUCUCGCACCCCUGCUACCCGCGGGGGUAUCAGGAGAACCUCACCGUGGCAGAGCUCUACAACAGCCCCUGUGUGCGUGCGCCAAGCUCGGCCAGCCCUGGCCUUGUCCUCACAGUGACGGGGACAGGGGACCCAGCCGCCUGUGUCACAGCCAUCCAGAGGCUCUUCAACUUCAGCUGCGGGGCGCAGUGGCCGUGCGGGUUCAAUGGGGUCUAUCAGCCCCCCGUGCGGGGACAGUUCUUCGCCUUCUCGGGGUUUUAUUACAUCCUUCACUUUCUGAACUUGACAGAAGGGCAGUCCCUGAGCCUGGUCAAUGCCACCAUCACGCAGAUCUGCAACAGCAGCUGGGAACAGGUGCAGGAGUUGUUCCCCAGGGCGAGCAGGACCCAGCUCCGUGACGCCUGCACAGCCAGCUCCUACAUCCUCACCCUUCUCCUGCAAGGCUACAAAUUCAGCCAUGCAACAUGGCCAAACAUCCACUUUGUCCAGCAGGUUGCUAACACAGAUGUGGGCUGGACUCUGGGCUACAUGCUCAAUCUCACCAACAUGAUCCCCUCGGAGCCUCCCGCAGCAGUCACAGAGCUCCUGAGAAGCACCUGGGUAGCAGCCACGGUUCUGCUGGCCAUCAUGCUCAUCCUCACCUUCUGCCUGCUCACAGCCACGUGCUGCCAGAGAAACUCCUCGGGCUAUGAGCAGCUGUAGCAGCGCUGGGUCCAGAGGCUGCCGAGGCCACCGAGUCCUGCUGCCACACCUCUGCAAGGAGCUGCUUCCCAGGAAUCACCCGUGUGCCCAGAGGCCACAGACUUGUCCUGGGGGGCUCUGAGUCCUGGCCUGAUGAGCUGGAACUGGCAGAGCUGUAAAACACCCUCCUCAUAGCUGUGUGCUCUCCCGUUCUCCUUUCCCUGUGCUGCUGGUUGGAGAUGCCCCAGGAGGGAGGGCUCGGCCAUGCAGGGCAGGGGCUCAGCACUGGGGCCUGGGGCCACCGUGCUGUGGGUGGCUGGAAAUGGGAAUUAGGGGGUCCUGGCAGCAGUGGGACUGUCACAGGGCUGGUUACAGUCCACAGCAGAAACCCCGGGUGGGACACACACGUCCUGCCCCAUCCCAGGGCCAGGUCUGCAUCUCCCACAGGCAGCGCCAGCCCCAGGGGAUGUGGCACUGGGGAUGUGGGGGGCACUGGCCUGCUAGACAAGGCUCUGCCUAGGACUGGCAAGCCCUGUGAGGGGGAGAUGGCACAGCCCCUUCCUCUCCUGCAUGAGGUUCCUCUCCAGUCCAGCUGCACCCCGUGGCCCGUGGCUGGCACACAGCUCAUCUUCCCUUUCCAACACGGUGACUUGGGAACAUGGCUGGGACAUGGCAGAGGCACUUCCCAGGGCCUCCCCUUACAUUUUUGGGGAGUCCCACUGGCAGCCAAGUGAUGGGUGAAUUGAGACACCUCCUCUGAGAAGGAACAGGCCUGUCCUUGUACCCUGUUGGCUCCAUUCCAAGGUCCAGCAGUGUCUCCAGGGACACCUCCUGUAGAUUCGUUGCCUUUCCCCUGAGUCUCCGUCAUCAGCAGCCCUUACUUGGGAGACGGAAGUAAUAAAAUCACAACGAUUUGGG